UUCCCAGACGAUGGGUGGCCGGGCAGGGGCGCUCCUCACUUCCCAGACGAUGGGCGGCCGGGCAGAGGCGCUCCUCACCUCCCAGACGAUGGGUGUCCGGGCAGAGGCACUCCUCACUUCCCAGAUGGGGCAGCCGGGCAGAGGCGCUCCUCACUUUCCAGACGAUGGGUGGCCGGGCAGAGGCGCUCCUCACCUCCCAGACGAUGGGUGGCCGGGCAGAGGCGCUCCUCACCUCCCAGACGAUGGGUGGCCGGGCAGAGGCGCUCCUCACCUCCCAGACGGGGCGGCCGGGCAGAGGCGCUCCUCACUUCUUCCCGGACGGGGUGGCCGGGCAGAGGCGCUCCUCACUUCUUCCCGACGGGGCGGCCGGGCAGAGGCGCUCCUCACUUCUUCCCGGACGGGGCGCCUGGGCAGAGGCGCUCCUCACUUCAUCCCGGACGGGGCGGCCGGGCAGAGGCGCUCCUCACUUCUUCCCGGACGGGGCGGCCGGGCAGAGGCGCUCCUCACUUCUUCCCGGACGGGGCGGCCGGGCAGAGGCGCUCCUCACUUCUUCCCGGACGGGGCGGCCGGGCAGAGGCGCUCCUCACUUCCUCCCGGACGGGGUGGCCGGGCAGAGGCGCUCCUCACCUCCCAGACCAUGGGAGGCCGGGCAGAGGCGCUCCUCACUUCCCAGACGAUGGGUGGCCGGGCAGAGGCGCUCCUCACUUCCCAGACGGAGCGGCCGGGCAGAGGCGCUCCUCACUUCCCAGACAGGGUGGCCGGGCAGAGGCGCUCCUCACUUCCCAGACGAUGGGUGGCCGGGCAGAGGCGCUCCUCACUUCUUCCCGGAUGGGGCGGCCGGGCAGAGGCGCUCCUCACUUCUUCCCGGACGGGGCGGCCGGGCAGAGGCGCUCCUCACUUCUUCCCGGACGGGGCGCCCGGGCAGAGGCGCUCCUCACUUCUUCCCGGGCGGGGCGCCCGGGCAGAGGCGCUCCUCACUUCUUCCCGGGCGGGGCGGCCGGGCAGAGGCGCUCCUCACUUCUUCCCGGGCGGGGCGGCCGGGCAGAGGCGCUCCUCACUUCUUCCCGGACGGGGCGGCCGGGCAGAGGCGCUCCUCACUUCUUCCCGGACGGGGCGCCCGGGCAGAGGCGCUCCUCACUUCUUCCCGGACGGGGCGCCCGGGCAGAGGCGCUCCUCACUUCUUCCCGGGCGGGGCGGCCGGGCAGAGGCGCUCCUCACUUCUUCCCGGGCGGCGCGGCCGGGCAGAGGCGCUCCUCACUUCUUCCCGGACGGGGCGGCCGGGCAGAGGCGCUCCUCACUUCUUCCCGGGCGGGGCGGCCGGGCAGAGGCGCUCCUCACUUCUUCCCGGACGGGGCGGCCGGGCAGAGGCGCUCCUCACUUCCUCCCGGACGGGGCGGCCGGGCAGAGGCGCUCCUCCCCUCCCAGACGAUGGGAGGCCGGGCAGAGGCGCUCCUCACUUCCCAGACGAUGGGUGGCCGGGCAGAGGCGCUCCUCACUUCCCAGACGGGGCGGCCGGGCAGAGGCGCUCCUCACUUCCCAGACGGGGUGGCUGGGCAGAGGCGCUCCUCACUUCCCAGACGAUGGGUGGCCGGGCAGAGGCGCUCCUCACUUCCCAGACGAUGGGUGGCCGGGCAGAGGCGCUCCUCACUUCCCAGACGAUGGGUGGCCGGGCAGAGGCGCUCCUCACUUCCCAGACGAUGGGUGGCCGGGCAGAGGCGCUCCUCACUUCCCAGACGGGGCGGCCGGGCAGAGGCGCUCCUCACUUCCCAGACGGUGGGUGGCCGGGCGGAGGCGCUCCUCACUUCCCAGACGGUGGGUGGCCGGGCGGAGGCGCUCCUCACUUCCCAGACGGUGGGUGGCCGGGCGGAGGCGCUCCUCACUUCCCAGACGGUGGGUGGCCGGGCGGAGGCGCUCCUCACUUCCCAGACGGUGGGUGGCCGGGCGGAGGCGCUCCUCACUUCCCAGACGGUGGGUGGCCGGGCGGAGGCGCUCCUCACUUCCCAGGCGGUGGGUGGCCGGGCAGAGGUGCUCCUCACCUCCCAGACGGGGCGGCCGGGCAGAGGCGCUCCCCACCUUCCAGAUGGGGCGGCGGCCGGGCAGGGGCUGCAAUCCCAGCACCCUGGCAGGCCAAGGCAGGCGGCCGGGGGGUAGAGGCUGCCGCGAGGCCAGACCACGCCACCGCCCUCCAGCCCGGGCAACACCGAGCACUGGGUGAGCGAGACUCCGUCUGUAGUCCCAGUACCUCGGGAGGCUGAGGCGGGCAGAGCACUCGGCGUCAGGAGCUGGCGACCAGCGUGGCCAAGACGGCGAACGCGUGCCUGCAGCGAAAGGAGAAAAGGCAGGGAGCAGUCGCGCGCGCCGGCAGUCCCAGGCAGUCCGCGGCGCGGGCAGCAGCAAGGCGAGUAGACUGUAGCCUGGGCCAGAGAGGGGAAAGAAAAAAAAAGAAAAGAAAAGAAGAGAAGAGAAGAGAAAAAAGAAAAGAAAAGAAAAGAAGGAAGGAAGCGCCCUUUCUGUUUUAAAGGGUUUCACUGCCAUCAUUGCAGUGAAUGAGAAAGAGCAUGAAAAGGGAAAGGUUAUUCUACAAAUUCUACUGUUAAGGUCCUGAUCUGUAGUUUCUUAUCCCUUUGAAGAGAUGGCAGACUGGCUCCCAUUUUAUUUUUGAGGCUGAGUUUUAUUAGACCUUUGGUCUUCAAUGAACUGAGGAAGGUUCAGUGAGAGCAAGACACAAGGUCUCUGCCAUGGCCCCCUCAGGGUAGCUGCUGUGAUGCCAUUGCAGCUGGCUCCCACCGUGUGUGCCUCUCCCACCUCUCCAGCAGGUAACUAACUGUGCGUUUCCUGGAGGUCAUUAGAUUUCACUGAACUCAAUCUUUGUA
Symphalangus syndactylus (siamang) is the source of this 2873-nucleotide messenger RNA. RefSeq names its product collagen, type I, alpha 1a-like. NCBI's taxonomy places the organism in Eukaryota, Metazoa, Chordata, Mammalia, Primates, Hylobatidae. The record is from RefSeq and is a predicted model, not a curated record.